Durio zibethinus is the source of this 1334-nucleotide messenger RNA. Its product is annotated as putative pectinesterase 29. Gene Ontology annotation, biological process: cell wall modification; pectin catabolic process. The record is from RefSeq and is a predicted model, not a curated record. Lineage: Eukaryota; Viridiplantae; Streptophyta; Magnoliopsida; Malvales; Malvaceae. Gene Ontology annotation, molecular function: pectinesterase activity.
AAAAAAAAAAGAAUAUUUAAGAGAGAAAGGAAAAGGAAACAAAAUCAUAUACAGAUUUCUGAUUGAUGUUAAUUAUUACAAUAGACAUAUAUAUUUUUUCCAUAAACAGACCAUUGACUUUCAAGUUUCCCUCCAAAACCCAUUUGACAGUUUUUUUCCUUAAAAAACUUUCUAGUUACAAAUUACAAUGUACAAUGCCAACAUUUCCCCAUUCUUUCCAUUUCCUCUCCUCCAUUAAACUUCUUCAGUUUUUCAGGUUUGGUUACAUUAAUCCUGAUGAUGCCAUUCCUAAUUCACUGCUUCUAUUGUCUUUUCAUUGCACUCUUACUGAGUUUUCAACAAGUAUCAGCAGCAGGAGGAGGAUGCAAAACAUUGUUAGUUGAUCAGUCAGGGCAUGGCAACUUUUCCACCAUUCAAUCAGCAAUUAACUACAUUCCAUCCAAUAAUGCAAAAUGGUUUUGUAUCUAUAUGACAGCUGGUAUAUACAGGGAGAAGGUGAAGAUCCCAUAUGAUAAGCCAUUUAUAAUUCUUAAAGGAGCUGGAAAGGGCAAAACUUUUGUUGUUUGGGAUGAUCACCAAUCACUUGUACAAUCCCCUACUUUCUCAUCCUUAGCUGAUAACAUUGUUGUCAAAGGCAUGAGUUUUGUGAAUUCAUACAAUAGUCCAAAUAGUAAAAAUCCAAGGGCACCGGCGGUUGCUGCCAUGAUUGGUGGCGACAAGUCUUUCUUCUAUAAAUGUGGAUUCUCAAGCGUGCAAGAUAGUUUGUGGGAUGAUCAAGGCCGCCAUUACUUCAAGCAUUGCACCAUUGAAGGUGCUGUUGAUUUUAUCUUUGGUAAUGGCCAAUCGAUCUAUGAGGGUUGUGCCAUACAUUUUCUUGGAGAAGAGUUAGAGCCAGGGCUUGCAGGUUUUAUCACAGCACAAGGAAGAACCAACCCAGUUGAUGCAAAUGGAUUUGUUUUCAAGAAUUGCAAUGUGUUUGGCAGUGGCACAACUUUCUUGGGCAGGCCAUGGAGAGGUUUUUCCAGGGUAUUAUUCUAUAACUGCCAAUUUUCAGACAUUAUUCAUCCUAGUGGUUGGCAGGCUUGGAAUUUUGUUGGUCAUGAGGACCGCUUAACUUUUGCUGAGUAUGGAAACCAUGGACCUGGAUCUGACACUUCAAGGAGGGUAAGCUGGGAGAAGAAGCUGAAUGUUGAAACUGUGAAGCACUUAACCAGCAUGUCAUUCAUUGACACUGAUGGGUGGCUUCAAAACCUGCCUGUUUAGAUAUGUAAGGUUGACUGUUGAUCAAAGUUUUCUGUUUUUUGAGUUCGUUUUAAUCAUUCCAAAAGUGUUUA